Molecule: messenger RNA, 4758 nt
Organism: Thyridium curvatum
Lineage: Eukaryota; Fungi; Ascomycota; Sordariomycetes; Thyridiales; Thyridiaceae
Exons: 2
Coding region: 1-4758 (1585 amino acids)
Biological process (GO): siRNA processing
Cellular component (GO): RISC complex; nucleus; cytoplasm
Molecular function (GO): ribonuclease III activity; RNA binding; DNA binding
Source: RefSeq, a predicted model, not a curated record
AUGGCGAGUCAGAUCUUACAAACAAUUCCCGGGCAAGCUGCCUCUCCCAUGGACGGUAGCACGAAGACUGUCGGGGAUAUGAAUUUGCACAAUUCUACCCAAUCCCACCCUUUGAUUGAAGAUACCAUAUCCCUGCCUACAAGAGCGGGCUCACUCCCGAUUCCCAACGAUGAUGAUCACCUCAGCAAUGUCGACGAGAGCGACAGCGACAGCGAUGACAACAGGCUGGUCCAAAAUACACCUCCAAAACCACGCCAAAUUUCGGAGAAGAAGCGAGCAGAUUAUCAGAAGUUCAUGCUGUUCUUGGAGGAGAACCAGAGGAAUCUGCAACCAAACAACAGGGCAGCGGUAGAGGACCCUGAUGCCAGAUCAGCCGAGUGGCUGGUCCGGGAUGACAAAUCUCGCAGAAUUAUCGAGAGUCCGCGCGACUACCAGAUCGAGCUCUUUGAGAGGGCCAAAGACAGGAACGUCAUAGCUGUGCUCGAUACAGGCUCCGGCAAGACCUUGAUCGCCGUAUUGCUGUUGCGGUACAUCAUCGAGCAAGAGCUUGAGGCCCGAGCUCGAGACCGCCCAAAGCGCUUAUCGUUCUUCUUGGUCGACAAAGUGGCCCUCGUCUUCCAACAGCAUGCCGUUCUCGAGAGCAACCUUGACCAGCCAAUCGCCAAGUUCUGUGGCGGCCUGACGACAGGCCUGGCGCUGACAGACUGGAAGAAGAUCUUUGCCGAGAGCAUGGUCGUCGUGUGCACGGCAGAUAUCCUGCAGAGCUGUUUGACCCAUGGCUACCUCAGCAUGGGCCAAAUCAACCUCCUUAUUUUUGACGAGGCCCAUCACGCAAAGAAGAAUCAUGUAUAUUCUCGAAUCGUCAAGGAAUUCUACAUUGGGCACCCUCCCGAGGGCCGGCCCAAGAUCUUUGGCAUGACUGCGUCGCCUGUAGAUGCUCAAGGCGACAUCAGAAAGGCAACUCUGGAGCUCGAGGGCCUGCUGCAUAGCGAGAUUGCCACCGUGGCAGACCCGUCUCUGAUACAAAAGUCUGUCUGCAAGCCCAAGACCGAGAAAAUUGUCCAUUACGACCGACUAUGCCCACCACACUUCUCAGGUCUCACCCAGAAGCUUCACUCCCUCAUAGGCGAGCACUCAGCUUUUGAGAGACACUUUGAAUUUGCCAAGAUGGCAUAUUCUGAUCUCGGACCAUGGUGUGCAGAUCGGUUCUGGGAACUUGUGCUCACUGAAGAGGAAACUUUGCGGUUUCAAGCCAAAUCCGAGAGGGAUUAUACAACUGGCCUGCAGCGAGGCUCAAGUGUUGAUGCUCACGUUGAGGCCGUUCGCGACGCCAGAUCGAUCAUCGAGGGACACCCGUUCCCACCAUUGAACAAGUCCCAUCUGUCUAGCAAAGUCAAGCAGCUCUACUCUGCGCUCUCGGACCAGUUUGGUCGCCCUGGAGGAUCUAAGACCAAGUGUAUCGUCUUUGUGGAGCGAAGAUUCACUGCCACUGCAUUAGCUGACCUCUUCCACUCUUCCCGCCUGAGGGUUCCGGGACUUCAUGCUGCUGCACUCGUUGGGGUGGGAUUCGAUGACGGUGCCAGCAGGAACUCUUAUCGCGACCAGGUUGUCACGUUGAUCAAGUUCAAGAAAGGGAUACUCAACUGUCUGUUCGCGACGUCUGUGGCCGAGGAGGGCCUGGAUAUCCCUGACUGCAAUCUCAUCAUCAGGUAUGAUCUUUACAACACCAUGAUCCAGUACAUUCAAUCCCGGGGCCGGGCGCGCCAGGAGAAUUCCACCUACAUCCACAUGCUCGAGGCCGGCAACGCUUCGCACUACUCGAAGGUCCAUCAAAACCAGAGAAACGAGCAGGCCCUCAGGCACUUCUGCUCGACGGUCCCCGAAGAGCGCAAACUCAGAGGAUACAACUUCAACAUGGACUAUUUCCUCAAAAAGGAUAGGAAGCAGAGGCAGUUGGUGAUCGAGUCUACUGGUGCUAAGUUGGGAUACAAACAAAGCCUCAUCAUUCUGGCCGAAUUUGUCGCGACUCUCCCUCAUGCUCCGGAGAUCAGCCUCAUCCCAGAGUACACGGUCACAUAUUCACCGGAAGGGUUCGUCGGAGAGGUUCUCCUUCCCGCAGCCUCACCCAUCCGAAGCGCUGUCGGCAAGCCCCAUUCCUCAAAGCAAGUCGCAAAAUGCUCGGCCGCCUUUGAGAUGUGCUACCAGUUGCUUCAGGCCAAAUAUCUUACAGAGCACCUGAAGUCCGUCUUCACCAAACAGCUACCCGCUAUGAGAAGCGCGAGACUCGCAAUCAGUUCCAAAAAGAAAGGAGAGUACAAGAUGCGCUCAAAGCCAGAAUUAUGGUCUCAGAAGGGGGAGCCAAAAGAGCUCUUUGCUACCGUUCUGAUUCUCACUGAGCCCGAGUCCAUGGAGCAUGCCUCACGCCCCCUUAUCCUGUUCACAAGACAAGCGCUUCCCGACUUUGCCCCCUUUCGGCUACACUUUGGCAAGGGCCGUUCGUCACGGGUUGCGCCCGUGGCAAUAGCAACGCCGAUUUCCACGGACCAUGACGUGUUGAGUCUACUGACAACGUUCACUCUCCGAAUCUUUCACGAUGUUUUCAGUAAGGAAUAUGAGGCUACAGCGUCUGACCUGCCGUUCUUCAUUGCCCCUUCAGCACACAGCCACACAACUGCGUUCUCACCAACAUCCGACGUGAUGAGCCUGGCUGAUUGGGACUUGCUGAAGUACGUGUCGGCGAACCCUGUAAUUCCGUACGAAGGCAAUGAGCCGGAUGACUUCUUCCAACAAAAGUAUGUCAUCGACUUGCAUGACGGGUCGCGCAAGUUCAUCGUUCAAAAGCUGCGGAAGGAUCUCCGUCCUUCCGAUCCAGUACCAGACAGCGUGCCUGCACCAGCGAACAGGCAGUGGCGCCUGGGUCAGGUAAAGCAUGACAUCCUCAACUACAGUGUCAGCCUCUGGGCCAAGUCUCGAGCCCGGGCCACCUUCCGAGAUGAGCAGCCGGUUGUGGAGGCCAAACUUCUUCCACACUCUCGCAAUCUGCUGGAUGACCAGGCCCUUGGCAAUGAAGUACGAGAAAAGACUUGCUAUCUGAUCCUCGAACCGCUACGCAUCUCUGCUCUGCCACUCGACGCUGUGGCAAUGGCCUACAAUCUCCCCUCCAUAUUGCACAGGCUCGAAGCACAGAUGGUUGCCGUGGAUGCCUGUAAGGCAAUCGGACUUGACAUCCCUGCAGGCCUGGCUCUUGAGGCCCUGACAAAGGACAGCGACAAUACAGACGAGCACGAUGCUGAGCAGAUCAAUUUCCAGGAGGGAAUGGGUAGUAAUUACGAGCGGCUGGAGUUUCUUGGCGACGCCUUCCUCAAGAUGGCUUCCACUAUUGCCCUCUACACGCUCAUCCCCGACAAGGACGAGUUCGAGUACCACGUCGAGCGCAUGUGUCUCGUGUGCAACAAGAACCUCUUCAACAAUGCUCUCGAGAUGCAUAUCGAGGAGUACAUCCGUUCGCAGGCAUUCGAGCGUCGAGCUUGGUACCCGGAUCUCAUCCUGAAAAGGGGCAAGUCGAAGAAGCCCCGGACCAGCCACGUGCUGGGUGACAAGUCGAUAGCUGAUGUCUGCGAAGCUUUCAUCGGCGCAGCUUACCUGACAUCUUGUCAGCAAGGCAACUUUGACCUGGCGGUGCGAGCUGUCACCAUCAUGGUGGCCAACAAGAACCACCCCAUGAAGUCGUACGAGGAAUACUACGCCGCAUACACCAAGCCGCAGUGGCAGACUGCCCCGGCGACUGCAACCCAGGCGAACCUUGCACUCAAGAUCAAAGAGCAGAUGGGCUACGAGUUCCAGUGCCCGCGCCUGCUUCGAUCGGCUUUCAUGCACCCGUCGUACCCCCGAUCCUACGAAAAUCUUCCCAGCUACCAACGUCUCGAGUUCCUCGGCGAUGCCCUUCUCGACAUGGCCACUAUCGAACACCUCUUCCGGACCAAUCCCGAUCGCGACCCCCAGUGGCUCACGGAGCACAAGAUGGCCAUGGUCUCGAACCAGUUCCUCGGCAUCCUCUGCGCCGAGCUCGGGUUCCACCGCCACCUCGUGUCCCUGAGCGCCCCUAUCCAGCGCCAGGUCGGCGAGUGGAUCGCAGAGGCCACGCAGGCCAAGGAGGAGGCCCAGGACCGCGCCGAAAAGGAGGGCAAGAGCCGCGAGGACUACCCCCGCGACUACUGGGUCCAGGUGUCGCAGCCGCCCAAGUGCCUGCCCGACAUCGUCGAGGCCUACGUCGGCGCCCUCUUCGUCGACUCCGAGUACGACUACGGCGCCGUGACGCGCUUCUUCGAGCGCCACGUCCUGCCCUUCUUCCGCGACAUGCACAUGUACGACACCUUCGCCAACAAGCACCCCGUCACCUUUGCGGCUAACCUGCUGUCGACGCGCUUCCGGUGCCGCGAGUGGCGCGUCGUCGUCGAGGAGGUCGACGUGCCCGAGGACGACCUGCGCUCCGGGACGGUGUCGGUCUUCGAGACGCGCGUGUCGGCGGGCUUCAUGGUGCACGGCCAGGUGGUCGGGUGCGCCGUCGCGGCGAGCGGGCGCUACGCCAAGGUCGCGGCCGCGAAGCAGGCGCUGGCCAAGCUGGAGGAGCUGAAGGAAGAGGAGUUCCGCGAGCUGACGGGCUGUGACUGCGGCAAUCGCGCUGACGGCGGCGGCGGCGACGGCCAGGAUGAGGGCGUUGAGGGAGAUGCGAUGGAGGAGCAUGCGACUGCUAUCUGA